Messenger RNA from Cucumis sativus (cucumber), 1341 nucleotides. RefSeq names its product GTP-binding nuclear protein Ran1B. Gene Ontology annotation, molecular function: GTPase activity; GTP binding. The record is from RefSeq and is a predicted model, not a curated record. Gene Ontology annotation, cellular component: nucleus; cytoplasm. Bases 153 to 818 code for a protein of 221 amino acids. The transcript has 8 exons. NCBI's taxonomy places the organism in Eukaryota, Viridiplantae, Streptophyta, Magnoliopsida, Cucurbitales, Cucurbitaceae. Gene Ontology annotation, biological process: protein import into nucleus; ribosomal subunit export from nucleus.
AGCUUCAUUUGAAAGCCAAACUACGCCCUUUCCCUAUAAACCCUCUCCUCUUCCUCUUCCUCUUCCUCUUCCUCUUCCACUCUCAAACCCCCCCUUUCUUUUAACCUAAUUCUCCAUCGCCGAUUUCUUCAUUUCCAAUUCGACGCUUUCCCAUGGCUUUGCCCGACCAGAAGACUGUUGAUUAUCCUAGUUUCAAGCUCGUCAUUGUUGGUGAUGGCGGCACUGGGAAAACAACGUUUGUGAAAAGACAUCUCACAGGGGAGUUCGAAAAGAAAUACGAACCAACCAUUGGCGUGGAAGUGCACCCUUUAGACUUCUUCACAAACUGUGGAAAAAUUAGAUUUUACUGCUGGGACACUGCUGGGCAGGAGAAGUUCGGUGGUCUACGUGAUGGCUACUACAUCCAUGGGCAAUGUGCAAUCAUCAUGUUUGAUGUUACUGCUAGAUUGACAUACAAAAACGUCCCUACAUGGCAUCGUGAUCUUUGCAGGGUGUGUGAGAAUAUUCCAAUUGUUCUUUGUGGAAACAAGGUGGAUGUGAAAAACAGGCAGGUUAAGGCCAAACAAGUCACGUUCCACAGGAAGAAGAACCUACAGUACUAUGAAAUUUCUGCAAAGAGUAACUACAACUUUGAAAAACCAUUCCUCUACUUGGCCAGGAAGUUAGCUGGGGAUCCCAACAUUCAUUUUGUGGAGUCUCCAGCUCUGGCUCCUCCUGAAGUACAAAUUGACUUGGCUGUCCAGCAACAGCAUGAAGCUGAAUUGGUAGCAGCUGCCAGUCAACCUCUUCCCGAUGACGACGAUGAUGCUUUUGAUUAAGACUGGUCGAUCAUCUGAUGACGUUGCCCUCUGCAUAUCUAUUUUAAGUGAGGUUUUUUUCUUCUUGCUAUGAUUAACAGAAGGGAAUAGCUGCGCAGGGUAUGGCUGAGGAUUGAAACUUGAAUUUUGAAAACGUUAGUUUUCUGCUCCCUGGAUAAAAGAAAUUUGUUGUGAUGUAGAUGGUGGGUUUUCUGUUGGUGAGAUUCACUAUCGAUUGUAGUAGAUCCACAUGGCCUUUGUGGAAAGUUCAUCAUGCAGAAAAUUUUGGAAUGAGUGUUGCACUAUUUGAUUUGUGUUCAUUGUUCCUUUAUUUCUUUUCUGGGCGUAUCAUUUGUUUUUCAGAAAUAUGGGUUUGGUGAGGUGUUGAAUGUUUGAUGAAGAAACUUAAUGGUUAUCAAAACUUUAGGAACUCGGUUUAUUUGUGUUUUGAAAAACAAUGUAAUAAAAAAGUUGUUAUUUGUAUUAGUUGAUGAGCCAUGUAUGUUCUAGGUUUGUUUUUAAGUAAGUUAAUUUGAUUAUUUCA